AUGAACACCAGCAACCCAAAACUUGCCCCGAUAUCCCGCCAGCUCCGUGGCUUAGGACAUCGAGCAUGGAAAGUGCUGCGUGUGAACUGGCACCUAGGUGUGACCGCUUUCGGAGGUCCCCCCGUUCACUUUCGAAUCUUCAACGAAAAGUUCGUCAAAAAGACAGAAUGGAUCGACGACCAAGUCUUUCAGGAGCUGUUCAGCAUCUCCCAGUCGCUCUCUGGGCCCGCCAGCACCAAGAUGCUGUACUGCAUCAACCUGAUCCACGGAGGCUUCAUGGCAGCCGUGGCCAGCUUCCUGAUUUGGAGCCUGCCCGGUGCCCUUGGCAUGUAUGGGCUCUCCAUCGGCGUUGCCAGCAUCAACGAGACACUGCCGCGCCCGGUUUACGCCCUGCUGUCCGGUCUCAACGCAGCUACCGUUGGCGUGAUUGCCCUGGCCGCAGUCGAACUGUCCAACAAGGCUAUUACCGACAAGCUCACGCGCGUGGUCGUCUUUGUCAGCGGCGCGGCGGGGAUGCUGUACAAUGCCCUGUGGUAUUUCCCCGUGUUGAUGGUAGUUUCGGGCUUUGCAACGCUCAUCUAUGACUACCGCUGGCUUCAACGGCCGCUCCGGGCUUUGAUCAAGUCUACCCAGCGCUUGACAAUGCCAUGGUCUUCCCACAUCCGUGGCGUACAAGAUCCGCGGUCGGUCAAUGUGGCAUCCCACCGAUCGGAUAACUCCGAAUCCCCAACAAGCCGGCCUCCAUCCAUCCCCGUCUCCGAGCUCCCCGUCCACGCAGCUGAGGCUGAUGCCCAUCCGGAACCACACAACCUCAACCAACCUCACUCAACCUCCGAAUCCGAACCGCGCGUCAUACCCCGCGAGUACAGGCUCUCUACCUCCUGGAAAUCCGGCACGGCCGUGAUCGCCACCUUCUUUCUCAGCUUCAUAGCCAUCAUGGUCGUGCGCAGCACCGGCUUCGCCUCCUCUUCGCCCGGAGAACCGCCGCCCUUACUCUACCGGCUGUUUGCCAACAUGUACCUGGCUGGUACAAUCAUCUUUGGCGGUGGCCCCGUGGUGGUCCCGCUGCUGCGCGAGUACGUCGUCGCCGAGGGCUGGGUCAGCCCCCGCGACUUUCUGAUUGGCCUCGCGCUGAUCCAGGCGUUUCCCGGGCCCAACUUCAACUUUGCUGUCUUUUUGGGGAGUCUUACGGCUGUUAAUAAUGGGUAUCCCUCGGUUGUUGGUGCGUUGAUUGCGUGGGUGGGGAUCUUUAGUCCCGGUUUGGUGCUGGUCCAUGGGACGAUGGGCAUUUGGAGCGCUGCGAGGAGCAGAAGGUGGGUUAAGAGUUUGUUGAGAGGGGUCAACGCCGGUGCGGUGGGAUUGAUAUAUACGGCGGUGUACAGGAUAUUUGGGGUGGGAUAUAUUGACGAGGGGUUUCAAGCUGGAAGGAGUUUAGGGGAUGAUCCGUGGUGGGUUGUCAUUGUGGCCACGAGCUUUGUUGGGGGGCGGUUCUUUGGCAUCAACGCGCCCAUGGCGAUCUUGAUGGGGGCUGCUUUGGGGUUGAUCAGAUAUGGUGUUGUCUCGGCAUGA
Molecule: messenger RNA, 1569 nt
Organism: Canariomyces notabilis
Lineage: Eukaryota; Fungi; Ascomycota; Sordariomycetes; Sordariales; Chaetomiaceae
Exons: 2
Coding region: 1-1569 (522 amino acids)
Biological process (GO): chromate transport
Molecular function (GO): chromate transmembrane transporter activity
Source: RefSeq, a predicted model, not a curated record